CAUGCGCCCCGCCCGCCCGUCUACACCCCACCCCUCCACUGAAUUUUUCUGCUAUAAAAGAGCAUGUUGAACCAUAUUCCCACUACAGUGUCACAACGAAUAUUGCGUUGAAAUCAUGGAUCCGCAAGCUUCAUCACAUACCAAAUCCGACAACAAUACCAUCACCACUUGGUGCUGCCAGUGCUGGUUGUCCACCACCACAAGCGGCGGCGGCGGCGGCUGUGACGGUGGUUGUAGCAGCUCCACUUCGCAAUCGUCACCCGGACCACAUCCGAUGGCAACAGCAAAGGCACUGUUAAAACAAGACGAUGGGGACAAGGGAAAAACAAACUGCCUAGAGAGCGCUUCUGAGAGCGAUACGAGCGAUGAAAUGAAAUCUUUUUAUCAAGGAUGUAAAAGCAAGUGGAUAAAAGCGUUCCAGAACAAUACUCUGAUUAAUAGAUGGCGCCUCCCCAUGCCAUUUCACACAUUUAGAGCGGAAGUAGCGAGAUUGUUAAAACGAUUGUAUAUCGAAGGUCACCAUGACGAUUGUCAUAUUUACCAGUUAAUUGUAAUGUGGGACGAUUUAAACGAUGACGUAGAAGAGAUAGUGGGAGAUGCUCAAAUCAACUAUCAAGACUGGAUUGCGUUAUUAGGUGGCGUUACAGCGGAACUAUUUUCACGCGUGGUGUUCAAUACUAAAUCUUUUAAUUAUUUAAUCAAUGUAAUAUUUUGUGUGCUAGGUCCAAACAUAAUAGCUUCCGGUGAUUAUGAAUGUGAACCUAAAUGUAAGAAUGCUCGUACAUAUUAAGGUGAUGAUGCAUUUAUUCCUUGUCAUUGUUUAAUUUUAAAUUGUUAGCUCGCUGCGAAUGUAAAUGUUUUAAUGUACACGUAUUAAUAAUAAAUUCAUAUUACUGAAUA
Molecule: messenger RNA, 900 nt
Organism: Cydia pomonella (codling moth)
Lineage: Eukaryota; Metazoa; Arthropoda; Insecta; Lepidoptera; Tortricidae
Exons: 2
Coding region: 116-790 (224 amino acids)
Source: RefSeq, a predicted model, not a curated record